This is a messenger RNA of Ostrinia nubilalis (European corn borer), 1010 nucleotides long. RefSeq lists its product as uncharacterized. Lineage: Eukaryota; Metazoa; Arthropoda; Insecta; Lepidoptera; Crambidae. The record is from RefSeq and is a predicted model, not a curated record. The transcript is spliced from 8 exons. Gene Ontology annotation, molecular function: protein binding. The coding region runs from base 18 to 1010 and encodes 330 amino acids.
UUUUGCAGACUAUUUCAAUGCUGGAAGUGAAGAUACCCCUCAACCAACUGUUCGAAGUGUUCAGCCACUGCGUGGUCAACCUGCCGGAAAAGAUUUUCAAACCAACUAAAGAUAACACAAAGAUAGACAACAGUCCUCCCAACACUCGAGACAGGAACGGAAACGGGAACGGUAACGGGAAUGGGAACGGGAACGGGAACGGAAACGGGAACGGGACAGAAAAAGAGAAAGUAAUAGAGAAGGACGAUCAUGGGAAACCGCAGAACUUGACCUGCUGCAUAUUGAUGCUUGACAUUCUGCUGAAACAGAUGGAGUUGCAGCAACGUCGGAUCAAUAUACAAAACGUUAGCAGUGAGGCAACUAAGCUGCUUCGUCUUAUGUUGAAAUCCAAUCAGUUGAACACUAUCGAACAUGCGGUGUGCCUUGCGGAAGGCGCCUGUUCCUACUGCGAGGCGGCGGCUCUAUGGCACCAGCUAGCCGUUCUACUGGUUAGGGCUCUGGUGCCGGACCGCCCGAAGCCUCCGCCUGAGCCACCCCUAGAAGACAUGUGGUCCGACAAGAAGAACCAAUCGGAAGACGAGCGCAGCAAGUCAGGCGGCACGCCAGCCAGCUCGGUCGACGCGUUGCUAUCUCUCGCACACGGAACGGGAGCGGAUCGCAGUUCAGUGGGCGGAGUUCUGGUGCAUAUGCCGCAUAUCAUGACAGCGACGGUGGAGACGAUCACUGAACAGCUGGACAUGGCUGCCGCGCUGCCGCCCGCUGACCAGCCGCCGAUGGCUACUGCUCAUACCAUCACGCUGACCGACACUGACGUAGCUACCGCCACUGCUGACGUUUCAACUCCAAACCUGCUUGGUGAAAAUGAAGGCAUGCCGGAGUCUGUCGAAGAAGAUAUGACGAACUUCUGGCCGACCUCAGCUGGGAAGUUCCAUUUCUGUAUUGAAGAGCUGCCUCAGGAACUUCAAUACAUACACCAGCUGCUUCAGUUGUUCUACGGUAAAAAGUUGUGA